GUUGGGACCUUCAGUUUGAGCACUUGACAUUUGGGGUUGAUCUGCUUUGGGAGUCAAUUUACAGGAAUAUCAUAAAAAAACAAAAAACAAAAAAAUCCCACUGGAUUUGACCGAGCAGCACCUGCUGGAGCCUUUCCUGCAGACCGGCGGCUAUCCGAGAGUGGUAGUAAUAUGAGGAAGCCUUUGAAUGUGCUCGAUCCCGGAAUAAGACCAGAGGACCUCCAGGGUGUUUAGACCGGGGAGCAGCAUGCAAACCAACCGGUGAACCGCUGCUGCCUGCCGAACCCCCUCCCUUGACCUUAGCCACCAGCACCACCAGACCAGCUUUUUCUUUUCUUUUGGCGACGGGAAUUCCAGACACCCCAGCUCUGUCUGCCAGCCUGCGCCAUGGAUUUCAUGCUACCCAUAAGAAGUCAAGAGAUGAUAGCUUUCUCCUGCUCCGAUCCUUUCCUGGAUCCCCACGGUGUCAACACCCGGUUCCCCCACCAGGCCGUCAAGAGAAAGCUGCGGCCUGGACGGAUUCUCGGCUUCGUCAUCAGCCUGGUGGCAGUCUGCACAGUUUGUUCACUGAGUGCCUUGUCGUUGGCCACAGCCGUGGCCACUGAACAGAGAGAAUCACUUGCCGAGUCCCCAGCCGACGCAACAGUGCCCCAAAGAACUCUUCUGCAGCGCCAGAAUGUGUCGGGCGCCCCAGAGGACACGCCGGUGGCCAUGAAGUCUUCCCACCUGGACAUGAACCAAGGAGACUACCCAACAGACUACUUCAGCGUGGAGGACAGGCGCCAGGGCUACGUGGUUCUUCACAUGUUUGGAAUGUUGUACAUGUUCAUAGCCUUAGCCAUUGUUUGCGAUGAGUUCUUCGUCCCCGCACUCACCGUCAUAACAGAGAAGCUGGAGAUCUCGGACGACGUGGCCGGGGCCACCUUCAUGGCGGCGGGCGGCUCGGCCCCAGAGCUCUUCACCUCCGUCAUAGGAGUCUUCGUCUCCCACAGCAACGUGGGCAUCGGCACCAUCGUGGGCUCGGCCGUGUUCAACAUCCUGUUUGUGAUCGGAAUGUGCGCCCUUUUCUCCAAGGAGGUGCUCAACCUCACCUGGUGGCCUCUGUUCAGAGACGUCUCGUUUUACAUCAUCGGGCUGCUCCUGCUCAUCUACUUUUUCCUGGAUAACCAAAUCACGGUGUCGGAGAGUAUCAGUCUGUUGAUGUGCUACACCUGCUACGUGACAUUCAUGAAGUUCAAUUCUCAGAUAGAGAACCUCAUCAAAACGAGGCUGGGGAGCAACCAGGUGGUCGAGCUGGAAGCCGCUCCAAAGGCAAAUUCAUCAGGAGACGAUGAGAACAAGUUGACGGCCAAACCCCGGCUGCAGAGGGAAGGCAGCUGUGCAUCUCUGCACAACUCCCUGAUGAGGAACAGCAUCUUCCAGCUCAUGAUACACACACUCGACCCCCUCAGUAAUGAAGGACGGUUUAAAGAGAAGGCUUCCAUCCUCCACAAAAUGGCCAAACAGAAGUGUAAAGAAGAAGCAGCCACGGCCAACGGUGUUGUUGACAAAAAGCUCACAAACAGCUCAAAGGUCGCCGUUGAGGUCACGCCGCCCAUGAACGGAGUCGCAGGAGGAGAUCAGGAGGGUGAGGAAGAGGAAGAUGAGGACCAGCCUCUGAGCCUGGCCUGGCCUGACACCCCGAGGAAACAGAUCACCUACCUGCUCAUCCUGCCCAUCGUCUUCCCCCUUUGGCUCACACUGCCCGAUGUCAGGAGAGAGACGUCUGAAAGGUUCUUUCCAGUCACGUUCAUCGGCUCCAUCUGUUGGAUCGCGUUCUUCUCCUACCUGAUGGUGUGGUGGGCUCACCAGGUUGGAGAGACUUUCUGGAUCACAGAGGAAAUCAUGGGUUUGACCAUUCUAGCAGCGGGAACAUCCAUCCCCGACCUGAUCACCAGUGUGAUUGUGGCGCGAAAAGGCCUGGGCGACAUGGCCGUGUCCAGCUCUGUGGGCUCCAACAUCUUCGACAUCACCGUCGGCCUGCCGUUCCCGUGGCUCCUCUACAACAUCAUCAACGACUUCAAGCCCGUGGAGGUGAGCAGCAACGGCCUGUUCUGUGCCAUCGUCCUCCUCUUCCUCAUGCUCCUCUUCGUCAUCAUUUCCAUCGCGGCUUGCAAGUGGAAAAUGAGCAAGUUUCUGGGCUUCCUCAUGUUCCUGCUCUACUUUGUCUUCCUGGUCGUCAGCGUCAUGUUGGAGGACAAAGUCAUCAUGUGCCCAGUCACCAUCUAAAGAAAUAACGAUUGCAAAAAAGAACAUAAAGUUGGAAUUUGCUCUUUAACAGUGCAAUAACAAACUGCCUGUUUUAUGUCUCACACUGUACUGUACUGUACACACACACACACACGAAUAAAUACACACACUUACAAGAUGUUGAUGCGGAUCAAGCAGGAGUUUAAGGCCCGUUGCUUAGGCCGCCCAAUCAGGAGACUCUCUUUGCGCCAUGUGACUAGACGUCACAGUGAGGACUGUCUGAGAAAUGUUGAAGCAAAAAAAAAACUAGAGAGGAAACGGAAACUGGAAGACGGGAGGAACUUUUCUUUUUGAACAAAGGACAAAGACUGAACGUCUCAGUGGGGAGAUUCAGAAUAUAAACUUGACGUGGACACACAAAGAGACAUGAUGUUGUUGUUGUUGUUGUUGUUGAGAAGCUUUGGCUUCCAGAUCAAGGGAGCCGUCGUGGGAAGAACGGAACAAAAGAAAAGCCAAGGUAAACUUUUAAUUUUGAUAGCAGCUUGUAGGCUUUGAGAUGUUAACAAUAUGCAACGCUUCAGAUUUUACUUUGCAAUAUGAUAGAAAGAAGGAUAUUGUCAAUAAUUUGACAGGAUUUUCAGACAGCUCUACAUGUCCAUCUCCUUCAUAAAAUGUAAAACGUUUAAUCAUAACUGGGUUCUCACGUGUGCUAAAAAGUAUGAACGUAAUUUUCUAUUCUGGCUGCCUUUAUGUGCACUGCUUUAGAAAGGGGAACAUGUUGAUUUGCUGAUUUUACUGUUUGGAAAGCACUUGGUGGCAAGGAUGUCUGGUUUUUUUUAUGUGCUGACUGCCCAGGGCGGCAUUAUCUUAGGGGGCAACUUGACCACAAAACUGAUUGCACACUGCUGGAGGGUAAAGACACUGGAGUUGGUAUUGGGAGUCAUAGUUCUCUAAUUUGAGCUAAAUUAAAGGGACCUUUCAUUCUUUUUGUUUUUUCUUAAGUAAUUUGGACAUCUCUUGUUCAACAUAUAAAACAUGUAUCAAACCUGAGCUAUGAAACAUGUCAUCUAUUUGUAAAGAAAAAAAAAAAACUACCAAAAUUAUGUUUUGUUUUUUGGCUUCAGACUGAAAUAAGCAUGAAAACCUCGGAACUUGGACUGGAACGUUUUACUGUGGCUCCAGUCAAAUUCUUUAAAUUACGGUUUUAAUCUCUAAACAAACGGUGCAGAACGAGGGGCAAAAACUGUCACCGAGUGAUGGACAAAAAGAUUAGCCCCCUCUGUUGUGUCGUUCUUGUUUAACUUUUUAAUACCUUUCUUCAGAUUAGGGAUUAAUAAAAAAAAAAAAAAAGAUGUUUCUUACCAGCAGGUAACGCUGAUUUUCACCGCUGAUUUUCUGAUGUACAACAGAUUGCACGUACUGUAAUUUCACUCAAUUUUCUGUAAGACCACGACUCUUAUUGCCAUCUAAAAGAGGAAGUAGUGUUCUCGUGUGCGCUUCGAGUCGGGAACGUCUCCACAGUCGGUCGGCUUAAAGUCUGGAAUCUGGGUUCAUGUGUGCAUGUAGAAAAUCUCAGUCUUUUUCAUCCUUUUUUUUCUUUUCUUUAACAAUGUAUGCAGACGUUUAAAAGCUUUUAAAAAUAUUAUUAUCAGCAACUACUGCAAAUACGUUAACCAUGUAAUGACGUUCUAUAAAUGGAAACAUUGUUGAUGUUCUACAAUAAAAUAAUCCCUUUCUG
This is a messenger RNA of Xiphophorus maculatus (southern platyfish), 3967 nucleotides long. It is a transcript of the gene slc24a2b, whose product is annotated as sodium/potassium/calcium exchanger 2-like. The transcript is spliced from 10 exons. The record is from RefSeq and is a predicted model, not a curated record. Bases 388 to 2268 code for a protein of 626 amino acids. Gene Ontology annotation, biological process: long-term synaptic depression; calcium ion transmembrane transport; intracellular calcium ion homeostasis. Lineage: Eukaryota; Metazoa; Chordata; Actinopteri; Cyprinodontiformes; Poeciliidae. Gene Ontology annotation, molecular function: calcium channel activity; calcium, potassium:sodium antiporter activity. Gene Ontology annotation, cellular component: membrane.